This is a messenger RNA of Fusarium sp. VM40, 1356 nucleotides long. The record is from the annotation of a GenBank genome assembly. Lineage: Eukaryota; Fungi; Ascomycota; Sordariomycetes; Hypocreales; Nectriaceae.
AUGACUGCGCAAUCACCCCCGAAGCGUCGUGCUCGCUUAUCAUCCAGCACCCAGGACAACGACGAUGCGGCUCUUAAGGCUCGUCGCGAGCGCAACCGCGAAGCCCAAAAUAUCUUCCGUCGCCGCCGCCAAGCUGCCGAAGCAGCCCAGGCUCAGCGCGUCCGUCGUCUCGAGCAAGUUAUCGAGGAAAUGAGCUCUGUCUUCAUGACCUUUGUUGACGAGAUGCUCACCACUGAAGCCGUUGUGAGCAGUCAGCCGAAUCUGGUAGGGAGCUUGAGGCGCAGUAUGGAGAAGAUCUUGGAGUUGGCGCACGAGGUUGUUGGACCCGAGGAGGACCUCGUCAUGCUUCCAAGGUCUAACUCUCCUAGCGAAGAGAGGAGAGCGGGAGGGAGUUCAGGGUCGCCAGAGAGUGAGCAGAGUGAAACGACGUCAGAUUCUUCAGGCUCGUUGGCUGUCACAGUGAGAAGGGUUCAGCCGACGCCACAACCUAUUGCCUCGACAUACACAGCUUCUAUAGCGGCACCAACGCCAGCGUCACACUUUUCUAGUCUCUAUCCCCAUCAGUUCCAGCAGCCACCCAUGGCGAAACCAUUCACAGUCCCAUUCUCCCUGUCUCCUCAGAUCUUCGGUAACGGCUGGCUCGGUACAACGCCCGCUUCCAACGGCGACGUCACCACGUCGUCGCCUUCACCCUCGACAGCCCAGUCCUCGUUCUCAUUCCGCCUCGCCAGCACCGCUUUAACAGUAGCCUGUCAUCUCUUGGUAAGAUCGCAUGCCCAGUACUCCAUGAGCGCCCCCGAAUCACGUCUCUUCUGCAACACCCUCAAAGGUCGCGCGAAAGACGAGAUGCUCACCCGUUUACGCUGGCUCAUCGGUCCUGGAAAACACGAGAUGCAUCGCGUUAUUGAUCUACCCUAUGGACGAUAUGGUCACCACGUAUACACCAACGGAGAGCUCAAUCCUGCAUCGGUGGAAGACAUUGAAUGGCCAUGGCCAACACGUGGUGCCGGCGGACGCAUUGAUCAUUUCACGCGAUUCUUCAGCAUCGUCGGAGUCGAGAAACAACUUCUUGCACUAGGCGCCCGAGUCGUGGAUGUUGAAACACUGGAACUCAAUCUGAACAGCUCGCCGAUGCCGAAUGUCGUAGAUGCUGUGCCGAAGCAGCCCGAAAGCUGGAGUUUCGUCAACUGCUUCUCGUUUCCGCCGCAGCCGAAAAAUAGUCCUGUGACGGUGCGUUUGAGCAUACCUAAGCUCAUCACGUCUCUUGCUACGAGAUCUGUUUGUUUGAUGAGAGGGCCGGGAAUCCCUCGGGCUGAGAUUGGAAGUGCAAUUGAGGAAGCCAUCAUAAAGCCUUGA